Molecule: messenger RNA, 1042 nt
Organism: Carlito syrichta (Philippine tarsier)
Lineage: Eukaryota; Metazoa; Chordata; Mammalia; Primates; Tarsiidae
Gene: RBKS
Product: ribokinase
Exons: 8
Coding region: 6-962 (318 amino acids)
Biological process (GO): D-ribose metabolic process
Molecular function (GO): ribokinase activity
Source: RefSeq, a predicted model, not a curated record
GGGCGAUGGCGGCGUCCGGGGAGCCCGGGAGGCGCUGGCCGGCGGUGGUGGUGGUGGGCUCCUGCAUGACCGACCUGGUCAGUCUUACUUCUCGUUUGCCAAAAACUGGAGAAACCAUCCAUGGACACAAGUUUUUUAUUGGCUUUGGAGGGAAAGGUGCCAACCAGUGUGUCCAGGCUGCCAGGCUUGGCGCAAAGACGUCCAUGGUGUGCAAGGUUGGCAAAGAUUCUUUUGGCAAUGAUUAUAUAGAAAACUUGAAACAGAAUGGCAUUUCUACAGAAUUUACAUAUCAGACUCAAGAUGCUGCUACAGGAACUGCUUCUAUAAUUGUCGAUGAUGAAGGCCAGAAUAUCAUUGUUAUAGUUGCUGGAGCAAAUUUAUUUUUGAAUACUGAAGACCUGAGGAAAGCAGCCAGUGUCAUUAGCAGAGCCAAAGUCAUGAUCUGCCAGCUAGAAAUAACUCCAGCUACUUCUCUGGAAGCCCUGACAAUGGCCCGCAGCAAUGGAGUGAGGACACUGUUCAAUCCUGCCCCUGCCGCCGCUGACCUGGACCCCCAGUUCUAUGCCCUCUCGGAUGUGUUCUGCUGCAACGAGAGCGAGGCUGAGAUUCUAACAGGCCUGACAGUGGGCAGCGCUGCGGAAGCUGGCCAGGCUGCCUCCGUGCUCCUGGAAAGGGGCUGCCCGGUCGCCAUCAUCACCCUUGGAGCUGGCGGAUGUGUGGUGCUGUCCCAGAAGGAACCCGUACCGAAGCACAUUCCCACGGAGAGAGUGAAGGCUGUGGACACCACGGGUGCUGGUGACAGCUUCGUGGGAGCGCUGGCCUUCUACCUGGCUUACUACCCAGAUAUGCCCUUGGAAGAAAUGCUCAGGAGGGCCAACUGCAUCGCGGCUGUCAGUGUCCAGGCUGCAGGGACACAGUCGUCGUAUCCACACAAAAAAGACCUCCCACUCACUCUGUUCUGAUGGCCGCUGACCCCAGGAUAGACAUGCCUGGAAAUAAAACGUGCUUGGGGGUGGCCACUCCCAGCUACCUUACUAGAAAA